GAAAAAUUUAAAAAUUCGAACCGAUCAACAUCUUAAGUUGCAUUUCGUUCAUAGUUUCACCGGUUGAACUGCAGGUUCUAUUUAGUGUGAAUACGAGAUCUUUGGAUUUAAGCAAUUUGAAUUAUUUUGUCUUUGAAGUUCUUUUCCUCUGCAGUAGAGCAUGUUGUGUCGCCAUAUUGAAUUAAAUUAGUAGAAAUUCAGGCAGACGAUUUGUAUUCGGCACAACAAUGUAUAACCAAGAAAAGAUGUUUGUUUGUCUUCUAUGUUCCCAUGUAGGUAAAAAAAAAGUAUAUGGAAGUUGAGAUUGCUUUCAUAUUAGGUCAUGCAAGAGAAGAUGGUUUAAUGGUUUCGAUUGUUAGACGAGCAAGUCGCAAUUAAGCAUGAGAAGCCAUGUGAUGGAAACACAUGUACCAGAAGAGUCAUUUUAUAAAAAAAGUAACACAUGUGUUGAUAAACAGGUUAAUUUUUCAGCAAACCAACAUAUCUGCCAAAUCUGUCUCAAGUCAUUUAGAGAAAAAUGGCAUCUGAAGAACCACAUGCGAUCUCAUGCCCCACGAAUGAAACGUAGGAAAAAGCAUACCUUGUCUCAUACAGAACAGUUCUUCCACAGUGACAGUUUGCAACCUGUUCGUCGGAGUAGCAGAAGAGCAAAGCACCCAUUGCCAAACGAUGAGCAUGAUAAGGAUACAGCAGUGUGUAAACCCCUUCAGAAUACCGAUCUCCAGUCACACAUUAGUAGUCAAGAUUCCUCUUUUGUUGGCGUGAACUGCUGGCCGAAGGUUGUUCUUUCUUCUCACUUGAAUCAUCUUUUGUGUCGCACCUUUGGAGGGCACGCCAAAGUAUAAAAUACCCGAGAUUCAACUGUAUUCCAAUACUCGUGAUUGAUGUUACAAAGCGGUUGGUCUGCACGUGCACUUUACACUUGCUAAUAUUUAAAAUGAAUGUGUGUGCUAACUAAUGUCAUAUUAUUUCCAUUUUAUUACUUAGGCUACUGUUCAUUAAUGGCUCAAGGCUUCACUUUUGAAAAUCCGUAGUUAUUGUGGCAACUAAAAAACAACCAUCUUUCUAUUCCCCAUCUUAAUAUGAAACGAUAGUAGUGACAGCUUUUACAGAUGCGUAUUGUAAUGUGGAUCAUCUACGAACAGUUAACUAGAACUCAAGUAGUUUAACCUAAAAGAAUCGCCCCGUCUGUAUGCGUACAUUGAGGAUCAUAUUAUCAUCGAAACUUUUCCAUUGGGAAAUUGAUAUAGUACUAUAAAAUUCCUGACAACCAUCAAUAAUCAUAGCAUGCACUAUAACUGUCAUGUGUCGUCUUUAAAAGACGUCUAUCCGUAUCCUAGAUCAUCACAAUGAUAUUCCUCAUCAAAUUGCUAAUCGUCUCCGGCAUCGUAAUACUCGGACCGUUGAAAUGCUUUUCUAUUCAGAUUAAACUACAUGUUAUAUGUAUAUAGUUACACAUUAACGUGCACGCGGCUAAAACAGAACAAUAAACAGUAUUUAUAAGCUUGUA
Molecule: messenger RNA, 1510 nt
Organism: Daphnia magna
Lineage: Eukaryota; Metazoa; Arthropoda; Branchiopoda; Diplostraca; Daphniidae
Product: zinc finger protein PLAG1
Exons: 4
Coding region: 381-845 (154 amino acids)
Source: RefSeq, a predicted model, not a curated record